AUGGCAGACACCGCAGAGACCAAGCCCGCCCAGUCCGCGGAGCCUACCACCGCCGCAAACAAGGAAGAGGAAGACAACUUCAACCCCGAAGAAGAAGUCACUGAGGGAAACUGGAACACGCCUCAGGUGGAAGUGCACGAGGUCCAAGUGGAGACUGGCGAAGAAGACGAGGAAGUUUUCUGGAAAUCCCGUAGCAAGCUCUACCGGUGGGUGAGCGCCGGGGGCGACUCCAAGGCGGCGGGCGAGUGGAAGGAGCGCGGCAUUGGCGAGGCGAAGCUCCUCCGCCACAAGCAGUCUGGCAAGAUCCGCUUCCUCCUCCGCCAGGAGAAGACGCUGAAGAUCGUCGCCAACCACUACGUCGUCGCGAACGGCGUCUACUGCCAGCUGACACCGAACGUGAGCAGCGAGAAGAUCUGGGUGUGGACGGUCAUGGACUUCGCCGAGGGCGAGCUGAAAAACGAACAGUUCGCACUCAAGUUUGGUCAAGUCGAGCAGGCGCAAGAGUUCAAGAAGAAGUUCGAGGAGGCUGCGGCGCUGAACGCGAAAAUCUUCGGCAUCGCCGAGUCUGAGAAGGCAGAGAAGAAGGAGAAGGAAGAGAAGGUGGAGGACAAAGGGGAGUCCAAGUAG
Molecule: messenger RNA, 627 nt
Organism: Besnoitia besnoiti
Lineage: Eukaryota; Apicomplexa; Conoidasida; Eucoccidiorida; Sarcocystidae
Product: putative ran binding family protein 1
Exons: 4
Coding region: 1-627 (208 amino acids)
Biological process (GO): nucleocytoplasmic transport
Cellular component (GO): nuclear pore; cytoplasm
Molecular function (GO): GTPase activator activity
Source: RefSeq, a predicted model, not a curated record